This is a messenger RNA of Amoebophrya sp. A25, 9179 nucleotides long. NCBI's taxonomy places the organism in Eukaryota, Dinophyceae, Syndiniales, Amoebophryaceae. The record is from the annotation of a GenBank genome assembly.
AUGCAGUCUACGUCGAAGUUGUUAGUAGAACCGAGGAGAUACGAACUACGUGAGUCCAAUUCCAAGGUGCUGAUCAAAAGAUGACAUCUCCCUUUCGUGGUCUCCUAUCCUUGGGGCGUCAGGCUUGCCUGUUAGCCGUGUGCACCGUUGGGCAGUUUUUACCGACUGUCCAUAGUACUAGGAUGUUUUUUUCAUUUCCGGGUGGAACUGGAAGUGCUGGUGGUGGAGGAGCUCCUGGAAGUGCUUCCGCUUCUCUUCCUGCAGGUGCAUUUGUGGCUGGAGGAGGAGCCCUACAACAACAGAUUGGGCAGUUAUGUCGUCUGAAUCAUGGAGAUCAACAUAAGUACCUAAGGAUCGAUGUGGUUGUAGUUAGGAAUGUGUCACAUUGUGUUGAACAGCUGUAUCAAUAUUAGAAACUAAAUGUGCCGGUAGUACUAUACUACUACGUACUAACGGACAACUUUUGUAAAUUUGCACCUUCGCGCGAGUCACUGCAAGGAUACGCCUGAGCUUCUACGUGAUGCAGCUACCAGCUGCGCCCUUUCGCCCUCGUCUGUCCUCGCGUCGUGUGAUGCUUCCUUUGCUGAUGGGGACGCAGCAGCAGCGCGCGCGAUCUUCAGUGGUGGCUAUGGCUUCAUACGCACUCUCACCUGGCGAGAUGCCGCGUCCUCCUACGCCUGUGAACGUGCUGGGUGGUCCUUACUCUUGAGGGACCUAGCAAAUAUCCCGGCACCUGCAGCACCACCCUGCGAGGAGAGUACGCUCCUGCUCAUCGUCGAUGCGGAAUCCAUCGUAACCCGCCUCCAGCUUCUCACCACCAAGGGAGGAGACACCACUCGGCUGGAACGAGAGGGCCUCUGCCUCCUUGAGACUCUUUGCGCGCGGUUCACCACGGUCCGCGUACACCACACGCACAGUCACAUUGGCCUACCAGUAAGUGAAUUAGUUGACUCGGCGGCUUCUGUAGCACGGGGGCAAACGCCUGCUGCAGGCUCUUGGUCCACUCCCAUGCAGCACGAAGAUGUCAAGCGCGAGCUGAUCAACUAUUUGAGCAACCAGGAAACGAGCACCCUCAAGGCACUUGCGCAUUCCUCCGGCAGUGAAAGCGGGUUACUCCUUGGGAGUUACUUGGGCUGGGAAAGGAGGGACGCACUCCAACUUUGGGGACAUCUCUCGAGCCUUUGCGCCUCGCGUGCUAUCCAAGUCACAGCUGCUGAGUUCUUGGGUGGGACCCGCUUCCGAUCCAUCGCAGAUCCAGACUGCGGCCUGGUGCCGGCGGUCUGUCCCAUAUGCUGCGCAGAAUUUGCGCGACCAGAGCACGACUUCGAGUGCCUCGGGGUGAGUGAGAUCCCCAACUUGGCAUCCCCCCAGACAGCUGCUGCAUUCUUUGCCUAUCUUGACUGGUCAAGUCGCGACUAGUUGCUGCCCUUUUGGUCACCCAGAAACCUCUCCUUUCGAGAAUGUCCACCGCAAUUUUGUCAUCUGUACGCAAACGAGACCUCCUCUGCGUCGCAUAAUCUCGGCGAGCAACGCUCGACGGAUCGUCGUACUCCGCGAUCACCCGGGGCUUGUGGUGAGGCCUUGACGCGGCGCCCCGGCUUGGAGACGACCAACACCACCACACCAACGAUCGCUACCACGUUACACUUUGGGCUCCGCUCGCUCCGCUCUGGCAGCUGGGUUGAGGAGUCCAAGGCGGAACGGUCACUGUUGCUGUUGUGCGCCUCAGUGAACACCUGCCGCCGGCUCUGUGCCAGAGUUCUUCUUUUCCGCCCUCUGGAACACGCGCGCGCGUGACGGCAUGGCCCCUACCCGGCCUUAAGUUCCCCUGGCGACUCAACACGGGCCCGCUGAAGCGCCGCAAGAGCAACUGUAUAAGACCUCUUCGACGCACUAGGCUGCUUGCUUUGCCGCACCUUCGUUUGUAAGUCCCAACGUGUUUCUGGUCUCCUUCCAUACAUACAUACAUACAUACUAGGCGCGGUUGAUGAAUAAGAUCACAUACAUGUAGUUCCAUGUAACGGAUAUCGACAAUCGAACAUCUGACGGUAUAACCCAUCUGAUUUAAUAAAUAUGGUUCGAUUUCGAACGUACUACUUAAAAAAAUGGUUUCGAACUUCGAAUGGAGAUGACAGGCCGUACAAGUUUUUGAAUGAAGUAGAUUUUUAUACGGAUGUGACAGUUCUUCCCGCAGGUCUAAUACGGCCACCGGCUGCGGGUGGGUUUUAUCAACGAGUACCCGGCACGGACCCUCAAGCGCCUGUGGCGAUAUAUAAUAGAGGUGAGGAGGCGUCCCGUGUGUUUCAGAAGCCCGCUGGAGAGACUGAUAAGCCUUGUUUGGUUAGUUGCUGUACUAAUUAAGGCUUGCCGUAUUAAUUCGAACCUGGAGAAGCAUCUUUGGCUCUGUUUUGAAGAGGGAAAGGCGUCAAAGAUGGCUGUUCCUAAGAUGGCUGUUCCACCACUGUGCUGCACCACAGAUCCAUCCACGACAGGGGGGGCCUCCCUCCCUGGUGCAGAUAUUUAUAAGGUAAGCUCUAAAUUAAGGGGUCUCCCGCAGCGACGCAAAUGGCGCAUGUGCAAGGUGGUGCGGGAUUGGCUCUUGGUGCUCCUGUUGCGAACUCGAAUAAUAUGAAAUCAUUCACGUAGUCAUGAUCGAUGUGCUUUCCUCGUUAAAUAUCUUCUAACUUCUUCAUCUACUCCAUAACGACUAGGAUCUUCGUCUAAAAAACCCGGUGGACAACGACCAGUACCAAUGACCUGUGCAGGUUCUUCUGAUAGAAGUACAUCAGAUCCGAGUUCUCCUUCGUCUCUCGCAUCGUCUUGUUGCUUUCCCGCAACUCCACGUGGACACCAACCUGGCGCAACCCGUAUGCCAGCUGUAGGUGCUGCCGAUCAGAACGGGGAUGCUAUUGACGGAGGUUCUAGCACAAGCAGCCUCUUCCCCUCAGCCUCGAUGAGACCGAGUAGUCCUACUUCGUUGCCUGCCAGUCCUACAGGAUAUCCUGGAUUAGUUCCCGCGAUACUUCCAUCUCAAAGACUCCCUUCUCAAGGAUCAUCUGGUCAGAUCUUUGCCCCUUCUUUAAGGCUACACUGUAGCAAUAGUAUUGAACAUUCAUAUUACAAGAACAACAAAGGGUUGCACUUGCACUAAGGACUUACUUACACUUAACGACUUUGUACAGAGAAGAAGAGUAGUCAGUAGAGUGAGUUGAUGCAUUUGCUACAUGAAACAGAGGACAGUCUAGACGACCUGCUGCGUGUCAAAUAUAGAAGCAGUUAGUAGUGGUCAAGUAGACAAGUGCCUCUAGUAGAUGAGAUUAUUUAUAUUCUUGAUAUUUAGGGAUUGGCAAGUGCCUCGUGGUCCGACACACCUGCGGAUCCCAUUGCCCCAGGCGGUGCAUGAAAAGUAAGUAACGCCAAAAGGAAGCUUCGCAGGCAGCGGGAAAAGGAAAGGGCAGCCGCGGCAAAGGCGGUGGCACUGGAAAAGGGUCGAAAGGCAAAGGGAAGGGCCAGCCCAGUUAACCCAGGACGACGACACGGAAAGCACUGAAGCAAACCCGAGGCGGGGGCCACUGCAAAGGAAACACUACCGCGCCGGACGUGGAUCGCGCGGCAGAUGACCAAGAACGCCAGGCAAGCAGCAGCAGCGGGCGCUCACGCGUCGCGCCACCUACCACAGCGGCGCUGAUCGAACACAUCGCCGCCCACCAUGCCGAUGCGGAGGCCGUUGCGCUCUCGAUCGGGAAAAGCUCCGGACUCGCGUCCCCGGCCCCACGGCUGGGGAUGGCUUUACCCGAUUACCGACGAAAGCUGCGCCUGUUCCUCGGGGAACAACGCACAGCGCGGGCGGGCCAGAAGCUCGGCAACUUUCCCACAAACAGAGGGGGCGGGCCUCGAUCUUGCCGCAAAUGGCUGGAGACUUUGGGGGAGACUUUCGACGCAGCGCCACACGCAUCGCGAAACCCCUCGCGCGUUCAAUGGGGGGGCAUUGCUACUUCUGGCGCUGCCUCCGCUUCAGGUGGUACCGACGCAAAAAAGGGAAGAGGCCCCGGGGCCUCUUUCGAUCGGCGAAGACACUGACAGCCGCUGGCAUUCGUUGCCGCAGUUGAAAAGCUACCACCUCUACUAACGCAGGAUGGAAGACAGAGCGGGCUGGGUGACUAAAUGACAGGGAAGACAGCGAACAAGCCACGAGUGUGGCGCAUGUGGAUAGCGGCUCUUUUGCCCUCUGUCGAGAGGGUCGAGGACGCGUCGCACUCUCGAGAAAAAAACUGCAAACCUCUUGGCUGUAAAGCCUGACCUCGGUGUGAAGCGUCACAGUGACCGACGAACGAAGGGCGCGGGCCCUGGGCCGUCGAGCACCGCGGCCAACCGGGGCCACAGGUGAAGCCGUGGCGAGGUGCUCUGGCUUCUUGGAGGGCAUUAACGCCGCCAGACUUAGCUUUGUUUUUCUUGCGCUCAAUGUGCUGACUUUCAAGGGCCGCGUCGUGUGUCUGGCUCUGAUCGCUCGGCCCGGGGGUUCUUGGGUGGAGGAAGCUUAGGGCGCGCUUGGUCGCUUAGGAGUUGUUCUUCUCUGAUAAGCACGCACCGACCUGCCGCCGACUCCCCUGGCAGAGUUAUUCCCAUCCCCUUUGCGCCACUCUGGAACAACAUGCGCGAGGGGGCGUGUGCGUGACGGCGAGGCCCAGGUCUGGCCUCAGGUUCCUCUGGGGCCUGAACAUGGGCAGCCAAAAGAUUGACAAGCGCAAAGGGCUGUAACCCGCAAGUACUGCGCCACAGAAGCCCCCGCGUGUUGAUGAGUCACUAACCUUCGACACGUGACACAUGCAUGUUCUUGAUAUUUGUACUUUCGUCUUGUUCUAAUUUGCGACUCAAUAGAUUGUUUCUAACUACAAGCAGCUAUGGAGGGACUCCCAGUUAUGAAGAGGCGAGCCGCAAAGCUUUUGCGUGUGGACUUCUCGGGGUGUGCAGUGGUGUAGCUACUGGCGUGUCAGCAAUAUUUCUCUUAUGAAGUGGUCAGACGAUUGUUUUAGUUUUUGUUUGAGAGGAUGGAUGUUGACUUAAUACUUACAAGUAGUUCAAGUCGUAAGAAACUCAGAAAUUCAGUAUGCGUCUAGUAUACGAAGAAAAUUUUUGAAGAUGUUGGUUUCGUAGGGUAGUCGAAGACAUUAUUUCACGACUUUUACAACGAGUAGAUCUAUGUAUAUCUCUAUCAAACACGACAACAACAAGACGAGCUAGUAUGACGAUAACUUCUAAUCCCCUUCGCUCCUCGUGACAGCACAGUAACCGUGCCAGGUGUAAGUGCGUCUGGUGAAGCUGCACUGGCAUCGGAGCCGGAUUUUUGCAUUCUAGAACCUAGCUUUGCUCAAGAACGUCCGGGGGCUGGUAUUUCUGGAACUCAAAGGUGAUUGAGGCUCCUUAUUUCAAACGAUAUUUGCUUUUUUAGCACGCGCUUGAGCUUGACAUGAUUGACAUUUACAACAGGAGCUACAUCACAUGAUGAAGAUCAUCAACAACAACCUUCAUUUCAUAUCACACUAUUUAUGCCUCCGUCGUAAUAAGCGCAACUACACGUACACAAAAUACAACAGCCGCAUUGCGCAAGGCGCAAGAGCCGGUCCCAGGCUCGUCUUGUUGGCAGCUUUCCGAUGUUCAUGAUGGGACUACCGCGAUUCCGUUAUUAUCCGCUAUCGGUGAAUAUCCAGAGAAAUUUGCUCGCGCUUUUUGUUAAGGCCAAUGAGAAUGAAUUGAUCACACACUUAUCUAACUUUGACAUUCUUACCCUACUUAUAGUUCAUAUAAAGGAUCAUCAAAAUAUCAAAAUUUCCAUGAUCUCUCCUAGUAAAGUAGAAGGACGACCAACACUUGUUUGACCACCUCUAACCUCCGGAGCGUGCCUUACCAAGAGAAUCCGUGCAGAAUUUUUUCAUCGACUACGGUAACAAAUUCUUCCAGUCUGGGAUGACAGAGACGGGCUGGGUGAACUGGGCUUGGCCAGCUUGGCGUUCCGCGGUUUCACCACAUUUACGGCAUUUUGAAUGUCAGUCUUCAUCUAGUUUGGAAAUGUAGUGCCCUACAACUUGAGUAAAGUCUCCUUCUCCGAAUAGCACGCUUCUCAGCACUUAUCUAACACCUACUUCCGACAUGCUCUCCAGUGUCCACGUUGUUCCACCCUAUUUGACGGCUGUGAAAGAGAACGGCCAUGUGACACCGAUGGCACUAGCAGAUGAAAUGCCUGGCGCAGAUGGUGCGCCGGCAGUCACCACGGUGACUUUCGCACCUCCAGAGGUGAAUGGAGUGGGGUUAAGGCUACUUGGUGAUAGUGUUAGCACAUUGGCAAGGAUCGAGAACAAUUCCAAUUUGAAUUUCUUUUAUCCUAGUUCACAUGAAGAAGACGAAAUUUCUACAAACAAGAACAAAAACGAGGGAACGAAAGGAAUGUCUUCAAGCAAGAAUACUCCACUUCAACUGCUGCAGCAAAGUGCUACACGACAUGUCCUCUUCUAAACUUCGUAUCAACUCCGCAAACUUCCGCUGCUCCGCUACCACCACGUGUGCCUCGACGACGCAUGAAAGAGACAACGGUGACAGAGAUGUUGGAGAUAUCCUUGGCUGACAUCAUGUUGAUGGAGUUGGCGCUGGGCGAACCGCCAGCAGGAGUGGGUGCAGAAGUUAAGGCUACCGCAAAUGCAUCCUCAAUACCAUCCAUCCUUGCUUGCGCUCUUUGUGAAGUAGGGAACGACAUAAAGGGCCAAGAAGGGUACAAUCUUCAGGGAUGCAGACGCGAUAAGUGCUCUAAAGAGGAGAUACAACGAUUCCGAUACGCUAGCGACUUCAUGUUAGAAGAUUCCGUUUCACGAUUGCCCUUGACGCCGACGCCAGAUUACGCCUUCUACAAUUUUGUGACCGCUUUGGACUUCACAGAUGCCGGAAAUCAUGGGGAAUUGAGUACAACUUCUAAGCCUGUAUCAUUUAGCAUUUAAAAGGAUUCUUGAGCAACUACGGAAAUUUAAUGAAUAUUGGUUUCGACUUUCCAAAAGAACGCCUAAUAACUUUCCAAAUGCAUACGAAGAACACCUUCUAACAUCUCCUUAAACCACAGGUAUUCCCAGCUACGAAGUGCAAAUGCAGCUCGGUAAAGGAAGGCUGACGGCAACUGAGUACGUCACCAACAAAAUGGACCGAGUUUAUCCUGCCGUUAUCACCGAUAUCAUCCACGACUUUCGAUUAAGGCCUAGUGCGAUCUUUGUAUUCCAAACGUACCAGGGAAUUGAAACGUAGAACCAAGUUCUACAGGAACAAUAUACCCUUCUUCUGGCAGCAAGUGUACUUAUAUUCAACCAAGUUCUACAGGAGUAAUAUACCCUUCUUCUCCUCUAACCCUUUUCGCGACGAAGCAGCACGUUUCUCCGAGUCUUGUGGCUUGGGCCUUGGCUGGUGGUGAUUUCGAGGCCAAAUUCAGACUAGUGGAGUUCGCGGAGGUAGCAAAAUUGCUGACACUAUCGCGGCCGCUACAAGCCAUGCAGACGAAUGUGGGAGAGAAAGGCAGCUACAGAGCAUUCGUCUACUUUCCUCCAGCAGAAGCUGAUGUUGAACAAGUAGUAAAUGAGAAUAUUUUUACUAGUAGUACUACGUCAGGAGCAGCAACAGCACCGAGUACUCCUGCUACUGCUCCAAGUAGCACCACAGCCGCGCGUACUGCGAAGAAACUGCCAGUGGUCAUCUUCGGCGUCUUGCCGAAUAAGGACUGGUACUAUUGUUUCCCUUCAGUUGAUCCUCGUGCAUAAGUACCAUUCAUUGUGAGUACAUCAUCAAGUAUCUUCAUGUUGUCAAUCUUUUGCAGCUUCCAAUUGCUAACUAAGUAAAAUAACCUGAUAAAGUUCUCGCUUUAAUAUCUCUCUCGUCAUCCUCGGUAAAAACAGUAGCCACAGCCCUCUCCCUUCCUCACCCACAGCUUCCUCUUCAAGUCUUCGAUUGUGGAAGAGGUCGAUCCACAGCAGACAUCCUUCAACUCCAAAGAGGAUGCUGCCCCUCCGAAAAUGCUCUCCAUAAUGAGUCGAGCAGCCUUGCGCAACAAGUUGUUGCCUUAUGCAUCUGGCGCCAUGAUCUACGAAAUUCCGACGGUCGGUCCGAAUCACAAGCCGAUCGCAGAGACUGCGACUGAGGCAGCAGCUUUGGAGAGUUUGGGCCAGGGGAUUGACGGUUAAGUAGAUUUUUACUUAGGUGGACAACGACAAGAAGAACAAGAAGGUAAAUCGAUGAAUUGUAAUGAUUUUGGGAUGAUAUUACAAGAACUGAUGGAGGGAUGAGUAGACGAUAAGACAUGCAAAAUGUGAAAGAACUGCGUUAUCGAGGACGACUCUAUUCUUUACUAGAACUAGAAUUACGUAAUUGAGUUUAUCUUCUUCAAAAUUACUCCAGUCUUUCAUUGUGGGGACAGGUAUUAGUGUACAAUGCUCUUCGAAGAAUAAAGAUUCUCGUUAGCGAUUUCACAUUCACAUACUGGUACUGGAAAAAUGCGAAUAUGAGUAAGAGUAUAUAUAAAUAUUAUAAGUUGGAACCGCAUUCGCAUAGAGUUUUGUUGAAGAUUAGUAUCUUGGCGUCAUGUACCGCUUCCGUAAUGACUGAAAAACUUUUGAGAACAUACAUUCCAAAGAACUUUCUUCAGUGUCUGAACUAAACAAGUGGGACGCUUUUUUUUUGAUUUUUUGCGAAACGUAAAAAAAUGGUGUAGUUUUGUUUUGUUGUAUCGCCAUCGAUAUUACUUGUCAUUGUUUGAGAAUCCGCGAGUGUAAAAAAAAAAUUCAUCCGUACAGAUAUUAGACCUGGCCGAUAUUCAUCUUGAAGCGCAUCUUUGAAGCGUUUUUCCCUUAAAAAGGAACCCAAAGAUGCCUCUCAAGAUGAGUAUAAGUGAGCCUUAAAGAUACAGCAACUUAGUCUCACAGUCAAACACCUCAUAAUCGUCAAGUGCAUGAUUACUUACACUCUCAUGACGACAUGAAACUACAUCAACGGACUACGUUGUUGAGACAUAAAAAUCUCUCCACGUUUUCGUUUCUCAGACAGGCACAGGCGCAUUGCUUCUACUGCCCGCGGGCGAUGCCCACGUGCCUACUGCAUAUGCGUUCCUGGUUGAGCUCAAAUGGAGAGUCCUGUUGACUUCUUCCUGAACGUAC